UAAUUCUCUUUGCAGAUAAGGUUGACAACACUGUGAUAAACUGAUAACAGUUUCCUAUUUCUUUGAGAAAUUAAUUCACACUCAUAAUCAUUUGAAGUUUGAAGUUCAAACACAAAGUAAACUAAUUGGUUGAGCCAGCCUCGUAUAAAUACUGAGUUUAUUUUAAUUGAAGACAUGUUCAAAGGACUGGUAGCAUUGGUAACAGGAGGUGCCUCAGGGCUGGGUAGAGCUACAGCUGAGCAAUUAUUAAAACAAGGUGGAAGAGUGGUCAUUUGUGAUUUGCCGUCAAGCACUGGUCAAGAAACUGCAAAAGCUCUUGGAAAAGAUGCCACAUUUGUUCCUAUUGAUGUAACAUCAGAAAAAGAUGUAGCCAAUGCAUUGCAGACAAGCAUUGAUAAAUUUGGCCGCCUUGAUGUGACUGUGAAUUGUGCUGGAAUUGCAACAGCUGCCAGAAUAUAUAAUUUCAAAAAAGAUCAACCAUUUGACUUAAAAUUAUUUCAGAAAACUAUUGAGGUUAAUUUAAUAGGAACAUUUAACGUCAUUCGGUUAGCUGCAGGUAUAAUUGGUAAGAAUGCUCCUGAUGCUGAUGGCCAAAGGGGGGUGAUCAUCAACACUGCUAGUGUAGCUGCAUUUGAUGGCCAGAUUGGCCAGGCUGCUUAUUCUGCAUCUAAGGCUGGCGUGGUUGGCAUGACAUUACCUGUUGCAAGAGAUCUUGCCAAACAAGGGAUCAGAGUCGUGACUAUAGCUCCAGGUCUAUUUCGAACACCAAUGAUGGAGCAACUGCCAGAACCUGCUAUUAAAAGUCUUGAAGCAACAGUUCCUUUCCCUUCCAGACUUGGGUAUCCCCAUGAAUUUGCCCUCUUGGUCCAAAGUAUCGUACAGAAUCCUAUGCUUAAUGGAGAAACUAUACGUCUUGACGGCUCAUUGAGAAUGCAGCCAUAAGUAAUUUCUAGACCUGUAAAUAAUAUAAUGAUUGUCUACAAGUAGUACUUAUAGGUAGUAUAAAAAAUACAAAAUUACCAUUGUAUAGAAAUAAAUGAUUUUAUUAAU
Manduca sexta (tobacco hornworm) is the source of this 1050-nucleotide messenger RNA. RefSeq names its product 3-hydroxyacyl-CoA dehydrogenase type-2 (gene scu). Bases 175 to 942 code for a protein of 255 amino acids. Gene Ontology annotation, biological process: fatty acid metabolic process; estrogen metabolic process; androgen metabolic process. The record is from RefSeq and is a predicted model, not a curated record. Gene Ontology annotation, cellular component: mitochondrion. The transcript has 6 exons. Gene Ontology annotation, molecular function: estradiol 17-beta-dehydrogenase [NAD(P)+] activity. Lineage: Eukaryota; Metazoa; Arthropoda; Insecta; Lepidoptera; Sphingidae.